GAGCUUUUUGAAAGUGUUGCGUUUUGCGAUAGUAUUCCUUUUUCCCUCUCUUUCAAGAGAAGACGGGGUUCAGCAUCUAAGUGGGUUGCAGAUAGUGACGUGAAAAGGUAAACCGGCCUAUCAAAAGUGAGAGGUGGCAGCCGGUCCGACGGGUCACGGCUCGAAAGAGAGAGAGAGUACUUCUUCACAGAUGCCCAAGAGGACAUUCGACUUCUCUUCACUGCAAUAGCUAAGUAGGAGUGGGGCUUCCGUAAAAGCGUGCCAGAGGUUUGUUUAGUGGACUGCAAAACUUAAGACGGAAAGAGAAACCGAAUAGGACGCGAACGACACCGACGAAUAAAAGAUGAAGGAUAGAGGUCCGUGGAGGAUUCCGGCAAUCUUCCUGCUAUUUGCCGCGGGAAAUCUCUGCAUUCCACUAGCAGUAUGCCAAUCAUACGGCGAAGGUGGAGCGAGGGGCGAUGAAGGGGGCAAUCCUGCUGGUCUCGACUUCAGCGGCGUCGUAACACGACACGACGGUUACGUUAAAGGCGAGACUCCCACAAUACCACAGACUAGUUUCAGCUGUUCCGCAACACCCUAUAAUCCUGGUCUAUAUGCUGACGUAGAGACAAACUGUCAGGUCUACCACGUAUGUUUUGAAGACAGACAAGAAAGUUUCUUAUGUGGACCAGGAACAACCUUCAAUCAAAGAAUUUUAGCUUGUGAUUUCUGGUAUAAUUUUGAUUGUAAAGAAAGUCCAUCUUUUUUCAAUGCUAAUCAAGACAUUGGGAAAGUACCAGAUACAAUAUUCAAACCAGAUCAAACUAGAACACAACAGCCAUCAUAUCCUAGUUAUCCUCGGCAACCCGAUCAGCCACCAUCAGUUGGUUCUUAUCCUCCUAGUAUAAGCAUACCUCCACCACCCUCCCGAAUCACACCCCAACCUCAACCACCACGAAUUCAGCCACCAAGUACUGUAACACAUGUUCAGCAACCAGAAAGGCCUACAUACCAACCUCAACCACCGAGUAUCCAACCUCAACCACCACGAAUUCAACCACCAAGUACUGUAAUACAUGUUCAGCAACCAGAAAGGCCAGCAUACCAACCCCAAACACCGAUCUCCCAGCCUCAGCCACCAAGAAUUCGUCCUCAACCUCCUGCAUUCAGACCACCAUACGAUUCAUCCCGUGAUUCCAUAAAACCUCAGUACCCAAGUCCGUCUGCCGGAGGUCGAACACCUUCCAUUCAACAGCAAGAAGAAAACGGAUAUCAAUUUGAUGGCUAUCAACCUUCAAAACCAGUGUCUUUGCCACCACCUCAGCCUGCAAGCCCCUUGACUCCUCGUCCAGUUUUUCCACCUGUCUCCUCCCCUCCAAGAAUUUCCCGUCCUCCACUAACACCAGCAAUUAUUCGCCAACCUGAAAGACCUCGAGUUCCUGUUAUAGUUAGCACCAGGCCAGAAUAUCACCCAGACUCGAAUAUAAAAGGCAACAUUGAUUACAGACCGCCACAGCAAGGUCGCGUACCUCAACCCAGUCGACCAGUAGUUUCAGAAUAUCCUAGUUAUCCAGUUCCCCAAAGACCUGUUUCUCAGGUGCCAGUUUCACAAAGACCUGUUUCUCAGGUGCCGGUUUCACAAAGGCCUGUUUCUCAGGUGCAUAUUUCACAAAAACCUGUUGGAAGACCUUCUAGCAGGCCACCUUAUCAGCCUCCUCAAACGGUACAACGGGAGCAUGUUGAUACGGAGUAUAUUCCACCGCCACCACCUCCAAAACAGCCUUCUAGACCAACCACGUUUGUUCCUCCACCGCCACCACCACCUCCUAAACAACCCUCUAGACCUACCAACUCCUACGUACCCCCACCUGCUGUUCAACAAGAAGUUAUUCUCACUAAACCUCCACAACCUCCAUCAAGGAUUCCUUCUCCACCGCCUGUUGCACAGAAACCAAUCGACAGAGAUUAUGGUAAACCUCAACCACCCGUAGCUCCAUCAAUAAUUAGUGAACGACAAAAGCCUGCCAUUCCACCUCCGUCCAGACCGCAAGUAUCAGUUGCCGCACAGCCUCCCUCAAGACCAAAGCCUGUUUUCCCCCCACCUUCUGAUCAUCCAAAUGCAAACAUCAAAGGUGGACCAGGUUACCAACAGCCUCCACCACAACCUCCUAGGUUUGAACCUACGCGCAUCAGCAGACCAUCUACUCCUCAAAGUGGAUAUCAGGUACCGCCACAAGUUUCUCGCUCACGACCUCCGCCAGCAGGGGGAUAUGAUACGACAACUGCAGUCAAACCAGUAGGCGAGAAAAGACCUGUUGGUACAGGAUCUGCUUCAUAUAAACCCCCACAGCAAGGCCGCGUUAAGAAACCAAGUGAACCAACUGGCAGCAUUUACCAGCCCCCAAGACAAGUAAUAAUUGAUCACCCUCAAGCUGAAAUUAAAGGUAAUGGAUAUGAAGCUCCAAACGUUGUGCAACAACCUCAAAGAAUCAAAUCUCCAUCAACUUCUGUUUCGGGAGUGAAGCGUCCUCAAACAAGCGGAGGCUAUCAGAAACCACAAGUACAAAGACCGAGAGCCCCGGUUGUUGUGUCAAGGCCACAACCACCAUCGUUGCCUACAACUUCUAUAAAGAAGACGACUCCAGCCGAUACUCAAGCCUAUGAUAAACCCCGUCCUCAGCCUCCAGCAAUAAGUCGUGUUAAGCAGCCCAGUCAAUCCCAAAUUCAGCAUAUUCAGACAUCCUCUGCACAAUCCCGAUUUCCAUCACAUCAGCCAAUUGACCAUCCUAAUGCCAAUAUAAAAGGUGGGCCUGGAUACAAUCAACCGAGACCCCAAACGCAUCCUGUCGGCAUUUCACAAAUAAGCCGACCUUCAGGCCCACCAUCUUCACCCUCGACUUCCUAUGAGCAAAAAACGUCUUCUUCAGGUCAUCGUCAGCCAAUUAGUAGCGGAUAUCCUUCUCCUCCUUCACGACCUUCCUAUGAUGGACCCUCUCAACAACAAAUCAAAACGCAGCAGGACUUUAAACCUCAACGCAGGCCUCCCGCUAAUACUAUAACAUCCUCUCAAAAAGUACCUCAGACGAGUUCAGGCGUAAAAACUGCCGGAUAUCAGCAACCAUCUUCUUCUCAUCAAGCUAUCCGACCGCAACAACUAAAACCAGAAUAUGAUGGAAGCUCUAGUUAUACCAGAGGGCCAGAGAUCUAUCCUAAACCAGAGUUUGGACAACCAAGUGCACCCUAUCAACCUAUAUCAACACCGUCUCGUAGCAGUCAAAUUUCAAAGCAAGGCACACCCUCUCAAAAUACCAUCACACAAACACAAAUUAAGCCUGCAUACCAAGGAUCUCCAGCUUCUUCAGGAUCAGGUGUUCAUGUACGACCCGAUUAUCCUAAUAGAGAUCUUCCGGGACACCAACCACCUCAUCAACGUCAAGUCUUCCCACACAGAGAAAAUCCAGACCAUCCAAAUGAAAGUAUAAAGGGUAGUGGAGCCUAUAGACCCCCUCCUCCUGCAGGCUUCCAAGCAGCAGCAUCUGAGACUCAAGAACAGAAAGUGCUUCCAGAACCAGAGCCAGCAUCUUCGCCACUCUUAGGUGAUGUUGGCGCAGAAUAAACGGGCCUUUCUUGAAAAAAAAAUUGUACUGCUUGGAGGGUUUUCAGUAGGGGUUAUUAGCCCGAUAUGGUAAAUCGUUUGAGAGAACAUUUGAUUUCAAAAUCAAUGGGAAAGAACCAAGCAAAUGGAAUGUGUAUCGGUUUCAAUGUUUUCCCCAAUCGCACAAAAGUUGUGUUGUACGUCUUGUAGCCCACUGUAUCUUCCGAUUUUAAUCAAAACACUGUGAAACGUAAAAGGGAACUUUAAGACUGCAUAAGUUUUGAUUUAUUUUUGUAACGGGAAAAUAUGUAGCUAUAACAAAAAUAAUUUGGUAGUAUACAGUUAAUAAUCUCACUUUGAUCUUCCGGUAGAUUGACAUAUAACCAAUGGUUUAUAUUUAUUUCAAACCGAAUGCAAAUACACUGCUGGUCAUACCUCUUUCCAAGGCAUGAAAAAAAAAUCAUUAUAUCAAAAAAUGUUUCAUUAA
Molecule: messenger RNA, 4061 nt
Organism: Stegodyphus dumicola
Lineage: Eukaryota; Metazoa; Arthropoda; Arachnida; Araneae; Eresidae
Cellular component (GO): extracellular region
Molecular function (GO): chitin binding
Source: RefSeq, a predicted model, not a curated record